AUGUAUACCAACGCCAUCACCGCCUUUGCGCUCUUGUCCAGCCUCACCAGUGCCAUGCCCACCGCCAACAACAACACUCCCCGUCAAGCCAAAGCCUGCUUCGUCAUUGGCAACACGGCGCUCCCCGCCGAAGUCACCACGGCCGUCGCCGCAAUCCAAGACAAAGUAACGUGCUCGACGACGGCCAAAACAAUCGACAACGUACCAGACGUAACCUCGGGCACCCAAACCUUUUCCAAAAUCGACUUCAGCAAGUCCAAGCAGCAACCGCUAGAAUUCGCACUCGCGCAAUUCAAAACCGCAACGCCCCUCGCCAAAACCGAUCUCGCAACCUUCCAGGACGCGCUGAACGUGUACACUGCGACCGAGGCUGGGCUGCGCAGCGUCGCGGGCCCGAUUCAGGGCGUCAAAGUACCCAAGUUCUUUCUCGCGAUGCAGAUAUCCAGGAUCCAGACUGCGCAGGGGAAUCCGCCCAAGGCUGCGGGCCAGCAGGUGGAUCAUCUGAGGGAUAAGGUGCUGAAGAAUGCGGCUGGGGAGAGUAAGGCGUUUUUGGACCAGGUGACCAAGUUGGCGACGGAGACGACGUAG
This is a messenger RNA of Exserohilum turcica Et28A, 588 nucleotides long. RefSeq lists its product as uncharacterized. Lineage: Eukaryota; Fungi; Ascomycota; Dothideomycetes; Pleosporales; Pleosporaceae. The transcript has a single exon. The record is from RefSeq and is a predicted model, not a curated record. The coding region runs from base 1 to 588 and encodes 195 amino acids.